Phoenix dactylifera (date palm) is the source of this 976-nucleotide messenger RNA. Its product is annotated as putative germin-like protein 2-1. The record is from RefSeq and is a predicted model, not a curated record. Gene Ontology annotation, molecular function: manganese ion binding. Lineage: Eukaryota; Viridiplantae; Streptophyta; Magnoliopsida; Arecales; Arecaceae.
AUAUAUGUCAACUCCUCCCACAACACUUUGCUCCAUAUCCCUUGUCCAUCCUUCUGCUAGCUAGAGAGAGAGAAUACAUGGGUUCCCAUUUCCUCUUCCUUGCUCUUCUUGCUCUGGCUUCAUCUCAUGCCAUUGCUUCUGAUCCUAGUCAACUCCAAGACUUCUGUGUCGCUGAUCGUGAAUCAGAUGUGUUUGUGAAUGGGUUCGUCUGCAAGGACCCGAAGAUGGCCAAAGCCGAAGAUUUCUUCUUCUGGGGACUUGACAAGCCCCGUGACACGGGAAACAAGCUUGGGUCUAAUGUGACCCAAGUAAAUGUGAACCAAAUUCCUGGACUCAACACCCUUGGCAUCUCGCUAGCUCGCCUAGACUUUGCACCCUACGGUGUCAACCCUCCUCACACCCAUCCAAGAGGAACUGAGAUCCUCACAGUGCUAGAAGGCACGCUCUACGUCGGCUUCGUUACUUCCAACCCCAACCAGCUCUUCACCAAGGUCCUUCACGAGGGUGAUGUGUUCGUAUUUCCUCAAGGUCUCAUCCACUUCCAAUUCAACAACGGCAAGAACGGUGCCGUUGCCAUUGCUGGUCUGAGCAGCCAGAACCCUGGUGUGAUCACCAUAGCCAAUGCGGUCUUUGGAGCGAAGCCACCCAUCUCUGAUGACGUUCUUGCCAAGGCCUUUCAACUGGACAAAAAGACUGUGGAUUGGCUCCAGGCUCAAUUCUGGAUGGACAACAACAACUAGAAUACUGCUCACGAACUACUUGUUAUGUCCUCUGGACUAGUUUCUUUGAAUAAGCAAACAUGAUCUCCCUGUUUUCAUGUACUUGUUUGACUUUGGAUAUGUUUGCCAUAUUAUACUAAUAAAGAGAAUUACUUUUAGCAUUAUUUCUUUUUUUGCUUUCCCGUGUAGUGAUCAGGAUGGACUGCCAUUGAAUCCCUUGAGUUUGUUACGAAAGUGCUGGGACUGUUCAUUUUAGU